CGCCCGGCCUGAGAGUGCAAGCACCAUACCCAGCCGCUCAAUCUCCGUUUGCCCUCCGACAGACAUCUCGCUAUCGCUACCGACUGCCCGCGGCCUAGCCACCUACCGACGAAACCCCUCUUCCAGACAACCGCUCCCUCGAUAACGGCCGCAGACACAACACACCAAGACAGAGCCACCUCCCUAGCCCGGGCCACACUGCCAUCAUGUCAUCGCGAAAGAAGGUCCUACUCAAGGUCAUCAUCCUAGGCGACAGCGGUGUCGGCAAGACGAGCUUGAUGAACCAAUAUGUAAACAAGAAGUUCAGCGCGAGCUACAAGGCGACCAUCGGAGCCGACUUCCUUACCAGAGAAGUCCUCGUGGACGACCGCCAAGUCACUAUGCAGCUGUGGGACACGGCAGGACAGGAGCGGUUCCAAUCACUAGGAGUCGCCUUCUAUCGGGGCGCGGACUGCUGUGUGCUCGUCUACGAUGUCAACAACUCCAAGAGCUUUGAUGCCCUCGACAGCUGGCGCGACGAGUUCCUCAUCCAGGCCUCGCCCAGGGACCCGGACAACUUCCCCUUCGUCGUGCUGGGCAACAAAAUCGAUGUUGAGGAGAGCAAACGAGUGAUUUCGACCAAGAGGGCUAUGACCUUCUGUCAGUCCAAGGGAGGCAUCCCCUAUUUCGAGACCAGCGCAAAGGAGGCAGUCAACGUGGAGCAAGCUUUCGAGGUCAUUGCCAGGAAUGCCCUUGCUCAGGAGGAGUCGGAGGAGUUCAGUGGCGACUUCCAGGACCCGAUAAACAUUCACAUUGACAACGACAGGGACGGAUGUGCAUGCUAAACAAUGACUGAGGUGUCAUCCCUCGACCGAAGUCGGCUUGCUGCCUGGUCUCGUGCCACACCUGAAGGGGCUUUUUUUUCUGGCAGACACAUUGCCAGCCGGAUCAACGCGGAUUGUCAUUGGCAGUGUCUGAUGUAUCAACAUAACAACUGUACUGGACCGCCGUUUUCGCUAUCCAUCUCUCUUGUUCGACCUUCCCUUUGCCAUCACGUGUAGAGGUCACUCGAUGCUCUUGGCUUCCUUUUCAGUUUUGGUAGGAUCUUAUCUUGUUAUCAUUUGCUGCACGGUAUUUUACUGGGGACCGAGUUCCAUCCCAUCCACUGUCUGUCAUUCGUAAUGCGCUCUGAUUUCUCAUGUCUAUCGUUAUAUAGAGCUGUUACGCUGGAUCACAUUUUGAGGCUUUUAGUUUUCAAUCCUUACGCGGUUAACAUGCUCUUAUGAAACCGCUUCUCUUCAUCCGACGCUCUUGUCUUGGGUAGUGUGGAGAAAUGGCUAGUGAUAGCCCACGUACUGCCUACUAUAUUGUCGAUUCCACAUCAUUCGUUGGCGGUGA
This is a messenger RNA of Gaeumannomyces tritici R3-111a-1, 1377 nucleotides long. RefSeq names its product Ras-like protein Rab7. Gene Ontology annotation, biological process: regulation of vacuole fusion, non-autophagic. The coding region runs from base 207 to 824 and encodes 205 amino acids. Gene Ontology annotation, cellular component: late endosome; vacuole; fungal-type vacuole membrane. The record is from RefSeq and is a predicted model, not a curated record. The transcript is spliced from 7 exons. Lineage: Eukaryota; Fungi; Ascomycota; Sordariomycetes; Magnaporthales; Magnaporthaceae. Gene Ontology annotation, molecular function: GTPase activity; GTP binding.